ACCACAGACUAGAACUUCCCCUGUCAGUGUCCAGUGUGGAGAGGACACCAUGGAGGUCAGUGUCCAGAGGGAUUUGUAUGGGAAUGGAAAGCUAGUAAAACCCUCCGAUCUGAGCCUGGGAGCCCAACAAUGCAAGCCAAGCACCCAAAGUACCGACAACAUGGUAAUCUUCCAGAUUAGCCUCCAGGACUGUGGCAACACUGCGCAGAUGUCUCAAGAUUGGGUGGUCUACACCACCAGCCUGACCUACAGCCCAACCUCCUCCAUUCCAAUCGUCCGAACCAACCCAGCUGUGGUCCCCAUAAUGUGCUACUACUAUCGGCAUGGUAAUGUGAGCAGCAAGGCCAUUAAGCCAACAUGGCUUCCAUUCAGCACCACAGUGUCCUCAGAAGAGAGGCUGUCCUUUUCUUUGCACUUGAUGGCUGAGGACUGGAGUGGCCCUAGAAGUUCUUCAGUCUUUCAGUUGGGAGAUAUUCUCUACAUAGAGGCCUCUGUAGACACUCAGAACCAUAUUGGCCUGAUCCUGUUUAUUGACCGAUGUGUGGCCACCAUAUCUCCUGAUGCCGACUCUUCUCCUAAUUAUGACAUCAUUACAGACCAUGGGUGUCUGGUAGAUGGAAUGCAAGAAGACUCCUCUGCAGCCUUCAUGACUCCAAGGGUCAAACCAGACAACCUACGGUUCACAGUGGAUGUCUUCCACUUCCUAGGAAAUGAUGCAUCUCUGAUCUACAUAACCUGUUACCUGAGAGCUGCUGCAGCCACCCAGGUCCCGGAUUCCAUGAACAAGGCCUGUUCCUAUAGCAAAGCCACAAAUGGCUGGUCUGCAGUUGAGGGCCCCAGCGAUAUCUGCCAGUGUUGUCAGACAACAGGCACCUGCAGCAACCCUAAUCUGAUGACAGGAGGAAGGACCAGAUUUGGAAGACCGAGAGCAUUUGGCAAGAGGGAAGCCUUGGAUGAACCCCACAUGGAAGGUGGACAAAGUGUGACCACUCUGGGACCUCUGCUUGUGACUGGGCCAAAACAAAGUGAUGUUGCACUUCAAAUGACAAAGGAAGAUUCUGCCCCUAUGGAGCUCUGGGUGUUGGUGGUCGUCGGAUGUCUCAGUGUUCUGGUUGUCCUUCAAGCAAUGGUGAUGUUACAUCGUAGGAAGUUCAGAAGGCAGUGUGAGAUUGAGACUACAGAUGUGGCAAUGCUAGUUGCACUGGCAUGCUUUACUGUUGUCACCAACAGGAAACCCGUCAUGACAAAUGCCAUGCAAAACUGUCUGGAGAAAGUGCAUGCAGACAGGAAGGAUGAUAACUCCCUGGUCUACCAGAUCUCCCAACAGACUGCAAAGAGCAGAUGCUUUUAUCACGUCUUUGGGAAGAUCUGUCACCAUAAAGUUUUGCUGAGGACUGUCGUACUCCAGCUGAUAACCUAG
Molecule: messenger RNA, 1420 nt
Organism: Nanorana parkeri
Lineage: Eukaryota; Metazoa; Chordata; Amphibia; Anura; Dicroglossidae
Product: zona pellucida sperm-binding protein 3-like
Exons: 10
Coding region: 50-1420 (456 amino acids)
Biological process (GO): positive regulation of acrosome reaction; binding of sperm to zona pellucida; egg coat formation
Cellular component (GO): extracellular matrix
Molecular function (GO): acrosin binding
Source: RefSeq, a predicted model, not a curated record